AUGCCAAGCGCAGAUUGUUCUAUGAGUGCCCAAGAUGUACGUAGAGAUGUAGAUGCAGUCUGUAAAAUAUCCGUUAAUAAUUUUGGUAUAGAUGCACUGAAGACCGUUUUGGAGUCCUUAGAUGAUGAGAAGCUAGCUGACAACGAGCAAGUUGCUUCGCUGCGCUUACUCCUGCAACAGAAGAACGUUCAAAGUCUAGUGGCGGCUUAUGAUAAUGUAGAGUCUCAAGAAGAAGAAACGGAUUACAAAAACAAUACUGAAACUCUACAGCAGGUUCUCUCGGAACUAGAACCAGAUGUGGAAGAAAGUGAAACUGCUAAUGAAUUGAAUAUCAUGCUUAAACAACCUCAUUUUAGGAGAUUGGUUGAAGCUUUAGAUAGAAUUGCUAACAGAAAGUAUAGAAAUGAACCUGAUUCAUUUGAUCCAGCUAUCAAUAGCGCUACAACGGAGGCUGUUCGCGUUGUUGUACUGCAGAAAUUUGAUGAUCAACCAUUGGGUAUUACCAUCAGUAGUCGCAAUGGACACUGUUAUGUCGCUCGCAUUUUGCAUGACAGCAUGAUUCAUGUUCAAGGUCUUCUUCACAUUGGUGAUUGUAUCGAGGAAGUAGAUGGACAGCCUGUAACUAGUCCUGAAUUCUUGCAAGAUAAACUUCGAAGAGCUGUUGGGAGUGUAACACUAAAAAUCACGCCAUCUUAUAAGGAAAGCAUGAAUAUUUGCGAGACGAACUUGAAAGCAUAUUUCAAUUACUAUCCUGAAAAAGAUCCCCAGAUCCCGACUAAGGAUGCUGGACUAGAGUUCGAAAAAGGUGACAUCUUGGAAAUUGUAAACCUAGAUGACGAGAACUGGUGGCAGGCUAGAGUUGCCGGGAAAAAAGGAACUGGUAUCAUCCCAUCUCCCAUGUUUGAGGAAAGGAGGAAAUCACAUUUGCAUUCAGGCAGCGCCAUUAAGCGCCCAAAUUCUCUUCUAGCUCGUUUAACUGGACUCGACAGAAAGUUGGAAACCAUGUAUGUCGUUAGAAAUAACAUGGAUUUUGAACGACAUGGUGUUGUGACGUAUGAAGAAGUUGUGCGCGUGAAGCCAGGAUUUCAUAAAUGUUUAUAUCUUCUCGGAGCUAAGGGAGUUGGGAAAAGAACCAUAAAAACACGCCUUGUAGAAAGUGAUCCCGAAAGGCUUGGUAUCGCUAUUCCUUAUACGACUCGACCGGCUAAAUCGGGAGAAGAAGAUGGAGUUGAUUAUCACUUCGUUGCAGAGAAGCACUUCCGGCGUAAGCUAAAGGACAACCAAUUUCUUGAAUGGGGACGUUAUCAAAAUAAUUACUACGGAACUAGAGCAUCAACGGUCAAAGACGUCAUGAACUCCGGAAAGAUGGUAGUCUUGGAUUUGAUACCUGAGGCAAUUAAAGCUUUGAAGUCAAGUAAUUUUAAAGCCUAUGUCGUCUUCAUUGCUUCACCGUCGGCUGAAAUUCUUGAAAAGCGCCAUGAAGAUUCUACGAAGAGAUAUGCUGAUUUUCAGAAGAUGAAAGAGGAAUCAGAUAUCAUGGAACAAAUGUACGGCUCUUACAUUGAUGAAACUAUUUUGAAUCUGGAUCCUAAUGAAACUUACGAAAAGUUGAAAGAAAUCAUCGAGCGUUUGCAAAAUGAAAGUUCUUGGGUUCCCACAUCUUGGGUUUAUUAAAACUAAAUUGAAGCGUGUUAAAAUUUUGCAUAAUGAUGUGUAUUUAUUGUAGAGCUAGAAAUAGUCACGAUUCAGUUGCUAACCUCGGGGCUGCUUGUUUGAUCUUUAUCAUGCGUAGUAAGAUAAAUAUAAUUAUUAUAGUUACUUUGUAUGCUUUAGUUAUAGUCAGUAACUUCUUUACGGCGAUUAUUUUACACUUCAUUAUGGAUUUAACUACUUAACAGAAUGUAUUAGUAGGGCUAUCGUCUAGAGUUGGAGUAAUGUGCCCAAAGCUUAAUAAUAACUACCUGAUAAAAAUAGCAGGAUUUCGCUG
Trichoplax adhaerens is the source of this 1987-nucleotide messenger RNA. RefSeq lists its product as hypothetical. Gene Ontology annotation, cellular component: plasma membrane; cell-cell junction. The record is from RefSeq and is a predicted model, not a curated record. Gene Ontology annotation, molecular function: protein binding. Bases 1 to 1674 code for a protein of 557 amino acids. NCBI's taxonomy places the organism in Eukaryota, Metazoa, Placozoa, Uniplacotomia, Trichoplacea, Trichoplacidae. The transcript is spliced from 16 exons.